Molecule: messenger RNA, 846 nt
Organism: Botrytis porri
Lineage: Eukaryota; Fungi; Ascomycota; Leotiomycetes; Helotiales; Sclerotiniaceae
Exons: 1
Coding region: 1-846 (281 amino acids)
Biological process (GO): regulation of transcription by RNA polymerase II
Cellular component (GO): nucleus
Molecular function (GO): RNA polymerase II transcription regulatory region sequence-specific DNA binding; DNA-binding transcription factor activity, RNA polymerase II-specific
Source: RefSeq, a predicted model, not a curated record
AUGACGACAUUGGAUGAGGCUACUUCAGAGUUGAAGGGAAUGCUUGAAAAGUGUAUGACGGACGAUUCUGUAUACAUUUUCGAGAAUGCUCUGCAACCCUUUAUUCUCAAUCACGGACUCUCAACCUUCGACAAUCGCUUCAUUGAGACGACAAAAAUUCUUCCUGAAUUUUCAAUUGGAUCUGAACACAUGGUGACCACAAGAACAUCUUCCCAGAGUCGUACAAUCUACGACGACCCAUCGUGUCAACAAUCUAAUUUCAACGCAACAAAAGACAUCUCAUCUUAUAAGCCAAAGCAGGUUCUCGAACCGUAUGUAUGCUAUUCGAUAGACUACAACGCCAGAUUUAAAGAGACUCGAUAUUGGAAGCAGCAUCAAGAUGUCGUUCAUAGUAACAAGCAACUUUCUAAAUGCGACCCAUGCGGAAAAAUGUUCAAAAUACCUCGUUACCUGAAGGAGCAUCGACGCAUCGUUCACAGUCACAGGCAACCUUCUAAAUGCGACCAAUGCGGAAAAAUGUUCAAAAUUCCUCGUUAUCUGAAGGAUCAUCGACGUAUCGUUCACAGUGGGAAGCAAGCUUUUAAAUGCGACCAAUGCGGAAAUUCUUUCAGACAUAUUCGUCAAUUGCGACGACAUCGGACUUCCAUUCAUGAUGGUAGCAAGCGACCUUGUAGAUGCGAGCAAUGUGGAGAAAGUUUCAAAACUCCUUUUAAAUUGAUGCAGCAUCAAGAUAUAAUUCACGAUGAAACGCGACCUCAAGAAUGUAAACAAUGCGGAAAAAGAUACAAACUUCUUCAUCACUUGCAGCGCCAUCAAACUUCCGCUCAUGGUAAUAAGCGACCUUAA